Acanthaster planci (crown-of-thorns starfish) is the source of this 2311-nucleotide messenger RNA. Its product is annotated as E3 ubiquitin-protein ligase TRIM33-like. Lineage: Eukaryota; Metazoa; Echinodermata; Asteroidea; Valvatida; Acanthasteridae. The record is from RefSeq and is a predicted model, not a curated record.
GCCACAAAAAGGGAUUUCCAAUCUUGAGGCCCAACUACAACCACAACCUUUGGUUCCAGACUUGCUCUUGGAAAAUACGUGCUAGAAACAAUUCCGCAUUCCUGCAUACACAGUUCCAGAUUUAUCAGCAUGUGAUAUGAUCUCAUACAGGCGGUGUGUUUACCCUGGAAUUCUGUCCAUAGAAAUUACAUCAUUUCUACAUAAUUUUUUUCCAGGGUAUGGUAAAACAGCAUUUAUAUACUUCAAGCAAAUUAAGGUCCCUGGUACCCUAUGAAAAAAAAAGCUCUUUGGGUCACAGCUUCAAUGCAAUAGUUGGUAAUCUUUUGGAAAAAAAGGUGACUUUUGACCUUUUUAUAAGAUUAAGAAAAAUUCCAAAACUGCAAGACCACUGGGAAUUUCCUGAAAACUAUCCCCUGGAAUUUCCAAACUUUAAAACUAACCCUAUGUCAAAACAAUUCAUGCUUGGCUUACAGCAAACUAUACUGUAGGUGUAUAAACAAGAGUGGAAAAUAUCAGACCCAGGUGAAGUACAGGCAUGCAAGGCACUGUGCUUUACAAAUGAAUCCCGGAAACAGACAAGCAAGUUGAAGUUCUGGUUCAAGUAAUUUGAGGUGUGCCAAGCCGUGAACAGUCUCAAUCAUUCUCUGGACAACUUCCUUUACGGAUUCAGGCAAAUGGCACAGUUUAACAGCAAACGUCUGAAGAAAUUGUUCAGGUCAGUCUUUGAUGGAAGAACUGUGAGCAUCAUUAAGUCAUAAAGAUGGCAUCCGGCAAAGAUAAGAUGGCAAAGUCUCAACUGCUGUGCUCCUUCUGCUCUGACUAUUUCAAGGAGCCCAAGAUACUUGACUGCCUGCACAGUUUCUGCAAGAACUGCCUUCAAGAGCUCGCUUGCACUCAGGAUCGUCGCGGCCCAACGUUUAAGUGUCCCAUCUGCAGUGGGGCGACUGCAAUCCCCCAGGGAGUCGAAGAGCUGGCAGACGACCUCACAAUGUGUGCCCUGGUGGAAGAGUUCCUGAUGCAAGAGCAACUACUGGGGGGUCAGAAGAUGAAAAUCAAAUGUCAAUCCUGUGAGGAAAAGGGUCCGGCAGUUUCUUGGUGCACGAACUGUGACCAUUUUCUCUGCAUGGAGUGCGAACAGGCACACCACCGCUUAUCACUGCUAAGAGCCCACAUCAUUCACCCACUGGGUCAGCUUCAAUCAGGAGAGGUCAUCUAUGAACGUAAACUAAGAAAUGACGUUCCCAAAUGCAGACAGCACCCAGAUGAGAAUCUGAACAUCUUCUGCGAAUCUUGCCAGAAAUUGGCGUGUGCAGCCUGUUCUGUUUUGGAGCAUACGCAGCACUCUCUCUUUGACCUCCGAAGGGCUGCUGACAAAUGCAAAGAGGACAUCAAACGACUUUCUGCAAAAGCCAAAGAGAAUAUGAGGACAUUCGGCAACGUCUCCGUCACUGUCAACCAUGCGCGCAAGAACCUGGAUGUCACAGUUGGCAACAUCAAGCAGAAGAUCUCUCAGAAAGCCCAGGGGAUGAUUGACAAGAUCAGGAUUGAGGAGGAAAGACUGAAGCAAGAGGUGGACAGGAUCCAUGAGGACAGGGGAAACACAUUCCACGCUGCUCAAAUGAGCAAUCAGAGGGAGAUGGCCUGCGCCAAGCACAAGCUCCAACAGGUCGACCGAUUCCUGGAACAUGCCAGUUGCCACUCAAUCCUAGACACCAGAUCCAAGCUCCUUUAAAACCUCAACACGCUGAUAAAGAAGCAGGCAGCCACUGGGUACGAGGCUUUGCUAUUUAUGGACUUUGAAGAAGUUGAAGGCGAAAAACUAGGAGAACUGGUGCUUGAAAACAAAGCAGAUGAGGAAGACGUUGAGGACAAGACUAGGCACACCAAGGAAAAAUGGUCACUGAAGAGACAAGUCACCCAUUUUGGAUCGGGACCUGUGGAGUUCAAAGAAGCAUCCCAAGUUGCAGCCUUUUCUAACAAUGACAUACUCAUUGCAGACAUGGCACACAAGUGUCUGCUGAUGUAUUCCACUAGACGCAAUCCUGACGUCUCUCUCCUCACACAGCGGCUGCGAAUAAGAAGUCUGACCAAUCCCAGCCAUGUCGCGGUGAACACAGUAGACCAGUUGGUUGUGCUGGACGGUCCCACAGUCAAGACCUUUAGCAAAGACUACCAGCUUGUCCAUCAGUUCACACCGGGGGAAGAAACAGGGGGCAAGCCCACGUGCCUGGCCGUAGAUGACAAAAACCUGAUAGCUGUUGGCUACAGAGACAAGGAGCAGAUUACACUGCACACUCAAGAUGGCAGACUG